GGCACGCCGCUUCACUCAGCGACCCAAUCCCACCCCCUCCCCUCCAACACCACAAAAUUCCAACACACCACACGCCAUAAAAUGAGUAAAAAAGCAGCAGUUCCAGAUGCCUGGGACGACGAUUGGGAAGCUAUAGCCGACAAAGCAGACGAAACUGCAGCAGUGGAAGCGCAGGAAGAGACCAUCAAGGUAUCGAAGGCGGAACGCCUGGCCAGACAUGCGGAGACAAAUAAGAAGAUUUGGGAUUCUGCCGAAGAGCCCGAAACCUUCCACUUUCUCGCUGCUAAGGAGGACAAAGUGCCCCUGCGCACAGAAUUCAAACCCCAGCUCAAAGUCCUGUCGCGCAAGCCCGCUCCGAAAGUAGUACAGAGACUGGAUCCGAUUACGGGAUUGGCAAAGUUGACGGUUGAGGAUGAGGAUGAUGAGGAAGUAGAGAGCAAGGAUAAGCCUACCGCAGAGGAAUUGAGGAUUAAGGCGCAAAGGGAGCGGGAGGAGAAGCAGAGGAGGUAUGAUGAGGCUAGAGCUAGGAUUUUAGGAACGCCAUCGGGGGCUUCAAGUCCGGGGACCACUACCCCAGAAGGAGGUAGAGGGAAGAGUCGUGGCCGGGGAGGUGGUGCGGAUAAUAGAAGGCCAAACAGCCAGGGAGGGCCGAAAGAAUUGUUCGAUCCGAAUUACACGCCAAAGUCAGGGGGAGUCAACAUUCAGAAACGGAAUGGGGAGGCCUCUUCCCGGUCUGGGGCUUCUACGCCUAGGGACGACGAUCAGAUCAUUCGCACGCCGAAGGGACCGGAUGGGAAUGGAAAGGGCUUUGCGAAAAGGGGUGGGAAGAAGACUUGA
Lachnellula hyalina is the source of this 837-nucleotide messenger RNA. RefSeq lists its product as uncharacterized. The record is from RefSeq and is a predicted model, not a curated record. The transcript is spliced from 2 exons. The annotation marks the transcript as partial. NCBI's taxonomy places the organism in Eukaryota, Fungi, Ascomycota, Leotiomycetes, Helotiales, Lachnaceae.